This is a messenger RNA of Aplysia californica (California sea hare), 1691 nucleotides long. RefSeq names its product zinc finger BED domain-containing protein 1-like. The transcript has a single exon. The record is from RefSeq and is a predicted model, not a curated record. Lineage: Eukaryota; Metazoa; Mollusca; Gastropoda; Aplysiida; Aplysiidae. The annotation marks the transcript as partial. Gene Ontology annotation, molecular function: protein dimerization activity; DNA binding.
AUGGCGACAUGUAGAAAAAAUGCGUCUGACAUUUGGAACUUCAUGACAAGAACGUCUCCAACGACUGUCGCCUGCAAUUUGUGCCAGUGCAUAUUCAACCAUACCACAGGAUCGACAUCGAAUCUUAGGAGGCACCUUCAAGUGAAGCACUUGUCAAUGACGGGACCGAAACCUCUGGAGAAGAAUGAUGAAUCUGUCAUGAAGGAAACACCGAGAAGGCCAGGAUCUAUGACCCAGCCCACACUUUUAACCACCAUUUCAAAUGUCUCUAAAUAUGGAGCAGAUUCCAUUAAGAAGAAAGCCCUUGAUGAUUUGCUUCUUGAAAUGAUCACAAGAGACUUGCAACCGUUCUCCAUUGUCGAGGACCGUGGUUUUAGAGGUUUUGUUAGAGGUCUUGACCCCAGGUACGAACUACCAAGUCGGCGAACACUGUCUCGGGAUCUGCUGCCAAGAAAGUUUCAAGCAGAGGAGCAGAAGCUGAAAGCAUCCCUGGAAAGUGUCACUCACGUUGCUAUCACAACUGAUUUGUGGACUUCACGCCAAACUGAGUCCUACAUAACUGUAACUGCUCACUAUUUCCUUCCUCUACCUUCUUGGGAUCUUCAGUCCGCAGUUCUCACCACGCAAAGAGUUACAGUCGACCACACAGCUGCCAACAUCGCGAAAGUAUUGACAGACAUUUUUCAUCACUGGGGAAUCGAAGACAAGAUUUCAUCUAUUGUCACAGACAACGCGUCGACCAUGGUUUCGUUGGUGAAAGACCAUUUAAAAAAGCACCACGUGAGAUGUUUUGCCCACUCCCUAAACUUAAUAGUGAGAGAUGCUCUGAAGAACAGCGGUGAGCUAGUGGAACUCAUAACAAAAGUCAAGUCAGUGGUGAGUUUUUUCCACCACAGUGUGAAGGCCACAGAAAAACUACUGAGCUUCCAGCAGAACUUGGGCAGGCAGCAAAGAAAACUUAUUCAAGAUGUUGAUACGAGAUGGAAUUCCACCCUGCACAUGCUCAGAAGAUAUGAGGAGGAACACACUGCUGUCACCGGGGCCCUCUGUGCACUGAGCAAAACAACAAUGUCUUUGACCGAUGCAGAAGUGGACAGGAUCAGGGCUGCCAUCGAGGUGUUAACACCGUUUGAACUGGCCACAAAGGAAGCCUCUACAGAGAAGCACACUUCCUUAUCAAAGAUGCUCCCGACAGUGAGACAAAUACAAGAAAAGCUAUCAGGAGAAUCUUCAUCAGCAUUAAGAGAUCAGUUGCAGGCUGAACUCCGCAGACGUUUUGGUAGUCUGGAGGAUAACUUCACCCUCGGAGCAGCCACACUGCUAGACCCACGAUUUAGAAGGCUGCCAUUUUGUGACCAGAGUUCAGCCAAAAAUGUGGAAGAUCGCCUGGUAUCCAUGAUGCAGAGAUCUGAACCACAGCAGACAUCGGCUACAGAAGCAUCUCAAGAAGUAAAUAACGAUGGCCCACCUGCACAGAAAAAAUCACUGUGGGACACAUAUAUGAAGAAGGUUGAGCAGCUGAAGAAGACGGCAUCUCCUGGUUUAACAGGACCCUACGUAGAGAUGAGGAGAUACCAUGAAUCGGAAUUUCUUUCCAUGAUGGAGGAUCCAGUGCAGUGGUGGAGAGAAAACUGCUCCAAUUUCCCAAGGCUGAGCACUCUUGCCCGACAGUUCCUGCACAUUCCAGCUAC